GUAACACUUCCCUGAGGCCACACUCACUUCCCCAUUCCUUCAGAUAUUGUGGAGAUAAUACAUUAGAGGAGGAGUUUACAGAUACCUUUAAAACCCUGACUCUCAGUGCUUGCUGGAUCAUUCCUUCUCAGUGUCCUGCCCAGCAAAGAAGCAACUCGCCAGAAUGUUGCUCGGAGGCUUGUCAGAGGCCAGAACUGCCACACCAGAAAUCCAAAAGAUUGCUGACAAGGUCAGAUCACAGCUCGAAGAGAACACCAAUGAGAAAUAUGAAAAAUUUGAAGCCGUUGAGUAUAAAACUCAAUUCGUCGCUGGACAAAAUUACUUCAUUAAGAUGGAUGUAGGGUGUAGUGGUUUCCUUCACAUAAAAGUCUUCAGUGCCCAUUCUGGAAAAGAUGAUUUGGAACUUCAUGGUUACCGGACUAACAAAACCAAGAAUGAUGAGCUGACCUACUUCUAAGCAGCAAAUUCUAAAGUGACCUGAUUCCUCUCAUUGUAAAGAAUUGCAGCCCUUUCUUUAAUGGCUUAAUUUCAAUAAGGAAACAUUCUUCAAAUAA
Rattus norvegicus (Norway rat) is the source of this 554-nucleotide messenger RNA. RefSeq names its product cystatin A family member 3 (gene Csta3). Gene Ontology annotation, molecular function: endopeptidase inhibitor activity; cysteine-type endopeptidase inhibitor activity. Gene Ontology annotation, cellular component: cytoplasm. NCBI's taxonomy places the organism in Eukaryota, Metazoa, Chordata, Mammalia, Rodentia, Muridae. The record is from RefSeq and is a predicted model, not a curated record.